AUGUCUGAAAGCAAAACUCGUUCGACGAGGUCGCCUCGUCUAGAUCCGGACCCGGACACGAACAGCAACAUUGGCACAUCUACUUGUGCCAGUCCGAGUAGCCCGAACAUGAACCGUAGCACAGAUGUUGAGGCCGUUUACGCAUUGAAUACUCCUAAUCGGAGAAAGAGAGGUCGUUCAACUUCUGGAGAACGUCCUCACAAAUAUCAUAAACCUGCCUCAGCUUCAGACGAAAACAGCGAUACCGGAGUAUCCACUGUCGUCGGACCUAGUACCCCGAAAUCGAAGUCUAGCACUGCCCUUGAAGACGUCCAUGAAGCGAAUAGUCGUGUGAGAAGGGAAACACGACGUUCAACUUUUGGAGAAUGUCCUGACGACUCUCGUAGACCUGCCUCAGCUCCAAACAACGACGCCAGCACAUCCACUGUUGCCGGUUCCAGGACCCGGCGGGACUUGGACCCCAGCGCUGGUCAUUUCGAUGCAGUCUAUGAAGCGAAUAUUCGUUUGGGAAGGAAAAGAAACCGAUCACCUUCUGGAGAACGUCCUCAGAACUGGCCUAAACCUGCGCCAGCUCCAGAUGUAAAUAGCGAUAUCGGACCAUCCACUGUCACCAAUCCCGGUACCCCGAAAUCGAAGACCAGCUCUACUUUUGAUGUAGUCUCCGAAUCGAAUAUUCGUUCAACUUCUGGAGAACUUCAUGUUGAGCACCGUGGGAUCAAUAGGCCUACAACAGAUACAACCGCGGCCAGCGUUCAUGAAGAAAACGACGAUGAAGGAGACAUACAAGCUUCAGAUGUUGCGAACGCCAAUCUGUCGACUGCACCCGCCGACAUAGUUUAUGAGAUCUGCGGGUGGGGGACGCCAGGAGAGAUGUUGAGCCUUGCUCGCACCUGUAAACGCGUGCGCGACAUCCUCAUGUCGCGUUCGAGUGUGACUAUUUGGAAAAAUGCGAGGCAACAAGUAUCGCCUCCUAUCCCAGAUCCGCCUGCCUGUGUCUCUGAGCCCUUGUGGGCGUCUCUGGCCUACGAUGAAAUCUGUUCUAACUGUGGCCGAACAACCCGUGAAAAUCCUUGCUGGGCAUUUUUAUCACGCUUAUGUGCAAAGUGCCGGCGCACAUGCCUCAUCGCUCAGGAAGAUUAUGGGACGAAUAAAAGUAACACUGAGAAUAUUGUAUGGGAUUUAAUCGUACACAGUCGCCAGAUAUCGGCUUCUAGGACCAUAAUGUGUGUUAGAGACCAAGACUUGUACCAGCCCAAAGAGCUAGACAAGACUACCGCCCUCCUCUUCCAAUACACACAAGAUGUCAUGACGAGGAGGAGAGGAUCGAACGGUGCCUUAGAGCGGUUUAUCAGCGAGAGGCAAAAGGCCGUUGAGCUCAUGAAUGAAAUGGAUGAUCGCAUGAGAAAGUGGUUUAUGCAAUUUUACGAGCUUCGGUAUGCCAGACUCAAAACCAUACAAUCUCACUUUGAAGGCGAAGGCUUCCACUCUUGGGAGUUCCUUACCGAUGAAUUUCAAGACAUCGAAUGUGUGAGAUCAGUAGAGCCUCUAACGGAUGAAGAGUGGUACAGUAUUCGGCCGAAGCUUAGCUUUCACCUGAUCAACGCUCGGUACCAGCGAGAAGCGGCUCAAGCUCAGGCCCUGAAAAAGGCCGGGGCCAAAACCCGAUAG
This is a messenger RNA of Stereum hirsutum FP-91666 SS1, 1668 nucleotides long. RefSeq lists its product as uncharacterized. The coding region runs from base 1 to 1668 and encodes 555 amino acids. Gene Ontology annotation, molecular function: protein binding. The transcript has 12 exons. The record is from RefSeq and is a predicted model, not a curated record. Lineage: Eukaryota; Fungi; Basidiomycota; Agaricomycetes; Russulales; Stereaceae.